Messenger RNA from Pseudonaja textilis, 2088 nucleotides. The record is from RefSeq and is a predicted model, not a curated record. Lineage: Eukaryota; Metazoa; Chordata; Lepidosauria; Squamata; Elapidae.
UGAUUCUCUUGGAAAUAAACAAGAAAAAGCAGGGAAUGGAAGCCUCCUAUUAACACCCACAGGUUCAGUAGGAGAGCUUUAAAAUGAUGGUGCAGUGGUUAGAAUGCAGUAUUGCAGGCUAACUCUGCCAACUGCUAGCAGUUCAAUCUUGACGGGAUCAAGAUCAGCCUUCCAUCCAUCUGAGGUAUCAUCAAACUAAAAUGCUUCAGGAGGACUGCUAGGACUAAAGAAUCAACAUCUCAAAUGGAGAAUAAAGCUGCGAGUACUCAGUCUUUUUUGGAGAUGAUGAAACUAAACUGGAAAUUUUUUCAAGGUGAAGGAAAGACAGGUUGCUCCACUGGGAACAUCUAUAACUCAGCUAUGGACUCUUAUCUGAAAAACAUUCUUGUGAUUUCAUUUGGAUUCACAUUUCUCUUUACCGCUUAUGGAGGACUCCAAAACCUUCAGAGCAGCCUCCACUCUGAAGAAGGCCUGGGAGUUGCCUCCCUGAGUGUGAUCUAUGCUACUCUCAUCCUGUCCUCCAUGUUUCUCCCAUCAGUCAUCAUUAAGAAAUUUGGAUGCAAGUGGACUAUUGUCGGCUCUAUGUGCUGCUAUAUUACAUUCUCUUUGGGAAACUUCUAUGCCAGCUGGUUCACACUCAUCCCCACAUCUGUGAUCUUAGGGCUGGGAGCAGCCCCCCUCUGGUCAGCAAAGUGCACUUAUCUUACCACGGCUGGCAAUUUAUAUGCUCAGAAAGUGGACAAAAUUGGAAAAUAUAUAGUUACCCAGUAUUUUGGACUCUUCUUUUUAAUAUAUCGAUCCUCUGGAGUCUGGGGGAAUCUAAUAGCAUCUCUGGUCUUUGACCAGACUCCUAAUAAAGCGAAUCUCACAGAAGCAGAUCUGUUGUGCUGUGGUACAGGCAGCUGCAAAGGAAACACCACAGAUAGGACUGUGAUGUCAAAAGGAUCAUCUAAUACUUUGAUCUAUACUUUGAUGGGAAUCUACACAGCUAGUGAGAUUCUAGCUGUGUUGCUAGUGUCUAUAUUUCUGGAUCAAAUCUCAACCAACCAAGCAGAGAGUGAAGAAAGGUCUGUGUCACCCUUUAAAUCCAAUUUUCUGGAAACAUUUCAACAUCUUAAAGAUAAACGCCAGUGUCUCUUGAUACCCUUGACUAUGUAUAGUGGACUUGAGCAAGGAUUCUUGGCUGGUGACUAUAAUAAGUCCUAUGUGACCUGUGCUCUUGGGAUAAACUUUGUUGGAUAUGUGAUGAUCUGCUUUUCAGCUACAAAUUCACUUGCCUCCUUGCUGUUUGGCAAGAUUUACCAAUUCACCGGUAGAAAGGUUCUCUUUACAUUGGGUGCCAUUCUCUAUCUCAGCUGCAUAAUAGCGCUAUUGCUCUGGAAACCUCACUCAAACCAACUUGCCCUAUUUUUUAUAAUACCUGCCAUCUGGGGUGUAGCAGAUGCUAUCUUGCAAACACUAACCAAUGCUCUCUAUGGAAUUUUAUUUGAGAAGCACAAAGAGGCAGCUUUUGCAAAUUACCGCCUUUGGGAGUCAUUGGGCUUUGUCAUAGCCUUUGGCUACAGCACCUUCUUAAGUGUCUCCAUCAAGCUGUACAUUCUGUUAACUGUACUGAUUGUGGCAAUGGUCUUAUAUGGAGUAGUCGAAUACCUGGAAUCCAAGAUGUCUUCUGGAACACCUCACACUGCUAACCAGGAGCCAAUCCCAUCACAGCAAAAUGUUCAGUCAACCCAUCUCUAAGUAAGGAAAUCUAUUGUUGUAAAUCAAAGCUCGCAUUAGGAUAUUUACUGGACAACAGAGGAGGGCCUGAAUGGUGCCCAUGAGAAGGCUCAAGGCACGGCUAUAACAAUGCGCGCAGGAUUCUUUUGAUUCUUCUUUUGUGAUAAGAUUCUGCAGCAUUAUGAACUUUCCUUGUCUAGACUGAGCCCAACCUAUUUCACAGGAUGGUUGUUAUGGGGAACAAAUCAGAGGAUGGAGUCCUGUGUAGGCCACCUGAAUUCCUGGAGCAAAGAUAAAUAGUGGACAAAUAUAGCAUUGAUUUCCAUUUUAUCUUUUUUUUUAAAAAAAAAACUUUUUUUUUCAAAAUCA